AUGGCUGGGGAUUCGCUGAACCUUUCUGGGAUGUCUCCGCAGCUGCUAAUGGCUCUCACCUGCCUGCUUUUGACUUGUUGCUCACUGGGGGAGCAGGUACCCUUGAGUGAAAACGUGUCCCACUGGGAGCUCUACCAGCCUCCCUGAAGAACGCUUGAUGGUGGUAGUCACCAGAACCCUGGCAUCCUGAUAGCAAACCCCGGUUUCCAAGAGCCACAGGGCCGUUCGGUUUGGCUCGACCCACUGAGGAACCUGGUAGUGCAGCGAGGGGAUGAGUGCCAGAUUACCGUGCUGGACAUCCCGCGGUUCCAAGGCGCACUCUCCCCAGGCCAAUUUCCCUAUGAUUUCCGGGCCCACCAGGUCAAGUACACUCAUUCAGGCUCGCCCAGCGCCGCAAGAAUCCGGAUACAGCUGCAGCUGCGCUACCACGCAGGGAAUUCCACGCUGAUGCUGCCCUUCGCUCUGCUUCAGGUGGUGACGCACAACAGGCCAUUGAAAGUGUUUAAACUGCUGGCUGCAGCCACCGACAGGAGAGUGCUAAACUUUGCCUCCAGGAGCAGGUGCAGGCUCACCUUGCUUCCUCACGCUGGCGGACCACUCCCCAAGUAUGGACGCUUGGUAAACUCCGCUGGGACCCCUCUCUCCAGGAGCCAUCUGGCCGACUGUGGGACUCUCAUCCAGGCUGGGGUGCGCUACCAGCAUACUGCCACACCAUCCUCACCCAGCAGGGACUAUAUGCCCAUGCUAGUGGAACUGCUAGGACCAGAGUCUCAAAGUACCAGGUCAGUGGAGGUGCUGGCCCAGGAGUACUUCCAGCUUCAAGUCAGAAUCCAGAAGGGAGCCAGAAGCACAGCACCGAGACCCAGCUCUAAUGAUGGUGACGUCGUCGAACAGUCCUUACUGACAGCCCUGACGCCUGAAGCGCUGGCUGCAGAAGAGUCAGACCCUGAUGACCUAGUCUUCAACAUUCUCAAUGUCCCUGAGGCCCCACCUGGACACCAUGGUCGACGGGGUUAAGGUCUUCCAGUCUCUUUCUUUAUCCAGAAAGAGCUUCGAGAACUGAAAAUUGCCUAUAGACCCCCAACGGGGAGCAUCUUUCAGCUCGAGCUGCAGGUGGUGGAUGAAGGCGGUGACACCUCUGAGCCCAUGGUGGUGGUGAAGUCUAUGAAUACUCUGGCUCCAGUAUCUAGCUACAGACGAGGGCUGGCGGCGUUUGAAGGCCAGGCAAGGCCCUUGUCCGAUGCCCAAAACUUUCAGGUCAGUCAUAAAGAUAUCCAAACCUCUGCAGUCAGAGGUUUGCAACAUGGGCAGCUGGUGGUGCGUGGGGCACCUGCUUGGUGCAAGUAUUUCACACCAGCAGACCUAGGUGCAGGGCGAGUGGUGUAUCAUCACGAUGGCAGUGACUCUUACAGUGACAACAUCAUCCUCAAGAUGGAGGAUGGGCACCACCAGGUGGACUUCCUCUUCCCUAUCACUAUGGUGCCUGUGGGUGAUGAGGCGCCAGUGCUCACCACCAACAUGGGGCUCUCCAUGACUGAAGGGCAGGUGGUCCAGAUAUCCCCCUUUGUCUUAUGUGCCACAGAUAUUGAGUCCGAGAACUCAGGUAUCCUCUUUCUGUUGGAAGACCAACACCAGGAAGGAAAAGAGGAAGAGAGGAAGAGAGAAGCGGAUCCGGCCCCUGGUUCCUACGGCUCAAGCCAGCACCCAGGCAACAUGCUGCUGAGGCAGGCUGAACCCCCUUUAUCCUUUCUGCACGGUGACUGGCACUAUGUGAAAAAGGGGGGAUUUUAUGAAACGGUGGUGACUGAGUGGCUGCAGAGAGACAUAACAGAAGGGAGACUUUUCUUCUCCCACCCUGGAACACAAAGCCCAUCUACACUGGCCCAUCUGGCUUUCCGAGUGCUGGAUGAUCAUGACCCUCCAAACCUCUCCAACCAGCACCUCUUUUCCAUCAGCAUCCAGCCUGCAGAUAAGCUGAGUCCUCAGCCUUCUCCAGAAACUACCCUAGAAAUGUCAGUGAGAGGAUACCAGCUCACUCCCUUCCAAGAGUUCCUCCAGUACACUGACCAGAACUCAGAUGAACAGAACCUGUGGUAUACUCUACUGACACGACCGAUGGAUACUGCCAGCAACCACCAAGUCCAGGCUGGAGAAAUCGUGCUCACUGAUUCGCCAAAUAGACCCAUCCUUCAUUUUACCCAAGCCCAGGUCAAUCAUCAAAAAAUUGCUUAUUUACCCCCACAGAAGAAUCUGGGCAUCGUACCUUGAGUUGUACAAUUCACCUACAAGGUGGAAGACACUGCAGGCAGCAGUGUGCCUGGUACAUUCACACUAUUGCUACAGCCUUUGAACAACCAACCACCAAAAGACAUCAAUAGAGGCUUUGCUGUCUUAGAGGGAGAAAGCUUUAUUCUUGGCAGAGGUGAACUUAAUGUUUCAGACCCUGACACCAAUGUUGGUCAAUUUUUCUUCACUUUAGUUUGGGGUCCCCAGCAUGGACACCGUCAGUAUAUAUUUCCAGGAGAAUCAUUUAUGCUAGCUGAUGUUAUCAAUGGGAACAUCUCUUAUCAACCCAGCAGAGACCAGACUACCAGUGACAUCAUCUACCUAGAGGUAAGUGGAGGAGUACACCAUAUACCCAUCACUGUCCAGGUUUCUGUGCAGCCCACUGUGGCUGACAGAAGUACUGGAAUCUCUAUUACUCCGGUAUUGGCUAUUUCUCUAGAUGUGCUUGAAAAUGCAGCUUCUGAGAUCACUAUGGGCAUUACUUGUGGCAGAAAGGAUUUGAUGCUAUCUUUCAUUGUGGAAGAGAAGCCUAGACUGGUCAUGAUUCUGGUGAAUGGUUUGCCUGCAGAACGAGUCACCCAGGAGGACCUCCUUGAUGGGGCAGUAAGCUAUGUUCACACAGGAGGUGAAAUUGGCUUCCAAAGGGUUCAUGAUGCUUUCAGCUUCAUCCUCUCCAAAGAUGCUUAUCGCUGGGCCAUGGGGGACAACAUACUGGAGAGAUUCCUAGUGGAAGUGACAGUGAUGCCCAUGGACAACGUGGCCCCCAAGGUCUUGGUAGGAGAGCCCUUCAUCAUAUAUGAAGGUGGGAAGAACCCCUUGACCCCACAACAUGUCAGCAUUGAAGAUGUAGAUGAAAUCCUUUGCACUCUGACUGCACAGCCAUCCUCUGGCUACCUGGAAAACCUGGCACCAGCUCCUGCUUCAGAGGUGUCACAGGCUGGCAGUUGCAUCAGUGCCUUCUCCAUCAAGGAUGUUCAAGUGGGGUGCAUCAAUUAUGUACAGAGUAUCCACAAGGGAGUGGAACCAGGAGCAGAUCAAUUCACCUUGCAUUGCUCUGAUGGCAUCAGCUUCUCCCCAAAUGUUCUCCUUCCUCUAACCACCUUGCCCACCAACGAUGCCAGCAACAAGAUAUUCUUUGCCCAUAUCUCAAAGAAUGAAGUAAAGAUGAACCACUUUGAGCUUACAGUGACUGGGGAACACAGCUCUGUGUCUAGAAUCUUCAGGAUAUUCAUCAUAGACAAGGACAACAAGAUACCUACCUUGACUAUCCAAACAAUAGCCCUGAAAAGAGGAGACAGCAUAGUGGUCACUCCUUCUCAGUUGACAGUGGAAGAUGAGGAUACUCCAGCUGAUUUUAUUCUUUUUACCACCAUGCAGGUCCCUAUCCAUGGCAGGAUUUUGUAUAAUGGUAGCCAUCCCCUGACCACUUUCACUAAGAAGGAACUGCAAAACCUGAUUCUCUACUGUCACGAUGGCAGUGAGAUAGUCAAAGACAGUUUCUCCUUCACUGUGACUGGUGGCAUCCACACAGGCUUCUAUGUGUUCCCAGACACUGCCCUGGAGACACAUGUGCCUCAGAUAGUGUGGAUCCAGAUAAGACCCCUUGGCAACAGGCUCCUGCAGAUUGCCAUCAACAAGAGAGCCACAGCCUCGAAGCUCCUUCACACUGGACACUUGGGUUUCCUCAUUACCAACAAGUAUUUACAAGCAAUCCAUCAGGAUGCUCCCCACAGACUCCUGAAGUAUAAAGUGACCAGCGGACCAGAACAUGGCUAUACUGUCAGUGCUGGCCAUGGAAAUGCGAGCACCCACAUGUUCACACAAGCUGACAUUGAUGAGAUGCGGGUCUACUACAUCCUGAGCAAGGGCAGUGGCAGUGCAACAAGAGAUGCCUUCUACUUCUCUGUUGAAAUCAGUGGAGGAAACCAGCUAAGAAAUCAACCUUUCCAUCUAAACUGGGCUUGGAUUUCACUAGUUAUGUUGAGUUUUCUGGCUUCAUUCAUUGGAUCCAAAGGAGACACUGACAAAGAAAAUAAGGAUUUUAAAGGAAAGGCUUCUGCACUGGUCCAGUUCGAUCCCGGCCAGUCUACAACCACAUGGAAGGUGGAACUUAUGCCUGAGACCUCAGAAACUUUCCAAAUCGUUCUCUCUGAACCUGACAUGGCUGCACUGGAGUUUCCAGAGAUGGCAACAGUCAAAAUUGUAGAUCCUGAAGAUGAAUCAACAGUUUACAUUCCAGAGGCAGAAUAUAAACUGGCAGAGGCUGUUGGGGAGUUUCUGGUUCCUGUAAGACGAUCUGGAGACACAAGCCAGGAGCUCAGUGUCAUCUGCUCUACUCGUCCAGAGCCUGCUCUGCACUUUGAAUACUCUGGGUACCACUUUGAGGAAAGUGCUGGCUACGUGGAGGUGGCAGUCUGGAGAACAGGCACUGACCUGCACCUUCUGUCAUCCUGGACAAACUACAUUGGUGUCAGCCAACAUCUGCUCUUUAGCCCAGGAAUGAGUGUGCAGAGACUCUUGGUGACAAUCCUUGACAACCUGCCACAGCCUGCCUUUAAGGGUCCAGAGAUGUUUGAAUUACUUCCCCAGAUGUCUACAGAUGCAGUGUUUGGAGAACCAAAUAAAACCACUGUUACCAUCCAUGACAGCAUCACCGACUGUAAGAGGAGUAUGUGUAGUUCCUUGGACUAA
Arvicanthis niloticus (Nile rat) is the source of this 4977-nucleotide messenger RNA. The record is from RefSeq and is a predicted model, not a curated record. Lineage: Eukaryota; Metazoa; Chordata; Mammalia; Rodentia; Muridae.